AUGGGGUGGAGAGUUUGCAUUGAUUAUAGAAGACUCAACAAAUCAACCCGCAAGGACCACUUCCCACUUUCAUUCAUUGACCAAAUGUUGGACAGAUUAGCGAGGCAUGAAUAUUAUUGCUUCCUUGAUGGUUAUUCGGAAUACAAUCAGAUUGUCAUAUGCCUAGAGGAUCAGGAGAAGAACACUUUUACUUGUCCUUAUGGCACUUUCGCCUUCAAGCACAUGCUAUUUGGAUGUAAUGCACCAGCCACUUUCCGGAGAUGCAUGAUGAAAGGCAUCGUGUUGGGUCACAGAGUGUCUAGGAGCGGCAUUGAAGUUGAUAAGGCGAAGGUGGAGGUUGCUUGGAAAGAUGUAACUUUCAGUUUUGAUGAUGCCUGCCUCAAGGCAUUUGAAGAGCUCAAAAAGAAGUUGGUGGUUGCUCCCAUUAUUGCGGCACCGGAUUGGUCCUUACCAUUUAAACUUAUGUGUGAUGCAAGUGACCAUGCUAUUAGGGCAGAUGAGCCAUAUUUGUACAAGCAGUGUGUUGAUCAGUUGAUGAGGAGAUGCAUUCCAGAAAAGGAGGUAGAAUUAGUGUUAUAUGAUUGUCAUGCAUCACCUUAUGGGGGCCAUUAUGGAGGCGAUAGAACAGCUGCAAAGGUACUACAAUCCGGGUUUUUUUGGCCAACAUUAUUCAAGGAUGAUCAUGUAUUUGUUAAGAAGUGUGACCAGCAUCAGAGAAUAGGAACAAUCAUAAGGAGGCAUGAGAUGCCUUUGAAUAACAUUCUGGAGGUUGAGAUUUUUUGUGUGUGGGGGAUAGAUUUUAUGGGACCAUUCCCUUUGUCCAGAGGAAAUAAAUACAUCUUGCUAGCAGUUGACUAUGUGUCAAAAUGGGUAGGGGCGACCACAUUGCCAACAAAUGAUGCCAUGGUGGUAGCUGCAUUUGUGAAAAAGAACAUAUUUUUGAGAGUCCGACAUAAAGUUGCUACAACAUAUCAUCCUCAAACAGGUGGACAAGUUGAGGUGUCUAACAGAGAAAUAAAGCAAAUCUUAGAGAAGACGGUGAGUGUGAAUAGGAAGGAUUUGGCUGCAAAGUUAGAUAAUGCCUUGUGGGCAUAUAGAACUGCAUACAAAAUGCCAAUUGGGGCGUCGCCGUAUAAGCUUGUUUAUGGGAAGGCAUGUCACUUGUCUGUUGAACUUGAACACAAAGCGUACUAG
Molecule: messenger RNA, 1194 nt
Organism: Nicotiana tabacum (common tobacco)
Lineage: Eukaryota; Viridiplantae; Streptophyta; Magnoliopsida; Solanales; Solanaceae
Source: RefSeq, a predicted model, not a curated record